Lepisosteus oculatus (spotted gar) is the source of this 3707-nucleotide messenger RNA. RefSeq names its product carbohydrate (N-acetylglucosamine 6-O) sulfotransferase 7 (gene chst7). Gene Ontology annotation, molecular function: N-acetylglucosamine 6-O-sulfotransferase activity; chondroitin 6-sulfotransferase activity. NCBI's taxonomy places the organism in Eukaryota, Metazoa, Chordata, Actinopteri, Semionotiformes, Lepisosteidae. The record is from RefSeq and is a predicted model, not a curated record. Gene Ontology annotation, cellular component: trans-Golgi network; Golgi membrane. Gene Ontology annotation, biological process: carbohydrate metabolic process; N-acetylglucosamine metabolic process.
CUAACUCAAAGUUUGUCUAAAGCCGGAGUCAGGCUUCAUGUAGGGGUGCUAAAUCAGUAGGAGUGCGCUAAGCGCUUCGGUCGCUGAGGAAAUGAAGAGGAGGCUACAGAAGAAAUAUCUCAUAUUAAUUAUAGUGUACUCUGUAUUGCUCCUGUUCAUUCCUUAUGUGUUGGAGUACAGAAAUAGAAGAGCUCAGGUCCGGAAUGAACUGCCACUAUCAAAAUGCCCCGAUUUGGAAACCACAAUGGAGUUAUGGAAUAUUGGAGAUAAAUCCAGCAACGAAUCUGAGACGGUGGAAAAUUUUAUCAAUAGGAGCCAAACGAAAACACACAUUUAUCUUCAUGCAACUUGGAGAACAGGCUCAUCUUUUUUAGGGGAGUUAUUUAACCAGCAUCCUGAUGUGUUUUAUUUGUAUGAACCCAUGUGGAAUAUGUGGCAGACCCUGUACCCGGGUGAUGCAGGGAGUCUCCAAGGAGCGGUGAGGGACAUGAUGAACUCCCUCUACCGCUGCGAUUUCUCCGUUUUAAAACUCUACACGGGCAACAAAAACCUCACUACCUCACUUAUCUUCGGAUGGAAGACGAACAAGGUGAUCUGCUCCGAGCCUCUGUGCAGUGCUCACAGGAGAGACGACGUUGGGCUGAUAAACGGAGAGGUCUGCGGCAAGUGCCAACCUAAAGACAUCAGGGAAUUAGAGAGAGAGUGCAAGAAGUAUCCCGUUGUUGUCAUAAAAGACGUGCGGGUCCUGGAUCUUGGUGUCCUGGUUCCUUUGAUUAGGGACCCCGGGCUGAACCUCCAGGUGAUUCAGCUGUUCAGAGACCCCCGGGCGGUCCACAAUUCCAGAUUGAAAUCUAAACAGGCACUGGUGAAAGAAAGCAUUCAAGUGCUGAGAAGCAGGAAACAGACGGAAAAAUACAGGCGCCUUCUCAUACCCAACAGGUCCACGCGAGUGGAGAUUUAUGUAUCUACCGCUAUGGAGGUGAUAUGCGAUAACUGGCUCAACGACAUAUUGCACAUCAUGAACGCACCCCAAUGGGUAAGAAGGAACUACCUUCACCUGCGCUAUGAGGACCUUGUGUUACACCCAGUGCGGGAACUGAAGAGGCUGUACAGUUUCUCCAAUCUGACCUCUUCGCCAGCCAUUGAAAAGUUCGUGAUAAACAUGACCCAUGGCGAGGGUUACUCUUCGGACAGGCCCUUUCUUAUUUCGUCAAGGGAUGCCAAGGAAGCCAUUUACGCUUGGAGAGAGAGGUUAAGCGUUGAACAGGUCGCUCAAGUCGAGAAAUAUUGCGGCGAGGUCAUGCGUAAGCUGGGGUAUCAGAAAACAAACGUGGACAAAACAUAGAGGCGAACGAAAAUGUGAACAAAGGAGCCUGAUGCACACAACAGGAGAGCACGCUAGCUUCAGUGUGUCACUACUGACAUGUGAGCCCAGAGGAACAAUGUAAAGAUGACUACAGUAGCAGGGCAUUUUCUCUUCAGAGUGCUGUGGCACCUUCCUGACAAGGACAUGAGUCUCAUUAAAUAACUAGAACAUACAUGCAGUAAUGUAGACAGAGAGACAACGCCUUCAGCUCCACAUGUACUGCGUAUGUUUAACGAGGGAGUUCAGACAGCAAUACCAGAAGGCUGCCUACAGUUUGUGCUGACAUGCAAGUUUAAUCUGUUCUAAUCCACUCUCAAUCCUGCGCUGGCACUGCUCAAGGGAAGGGCAAGAUUAUCUGGGAUACAGCAUCUGACAUCCCCUGAAGCUAAACUAUAGAAGAUUCUCCCUUUCUGUCUUUCAUUAACAUUUCUGAUUAAGAACUGCUUUUCGCACUGAGAGAUACUGAGGUAUGAUAGUCACACACAUGUGGAAAUAGUGGUAUACACACUGCACUUUAGUACAGUGGAAAACAUGCAUGCUGUAGCAUUUUGAUAACAGACUGUUCAUUAACAAAUGGCAUUACUUCUAAAUAUUUGAGCAUGCAGUUUACCCAGACGUUUAUUUUGUGUAAUGGCUAGUGAAUUAAUGAAGCCCUGCUACAUUUGGAUCUGAGCAAGGUGUCACAGUUCAGCAGUUUGAGUAACAAACAAGGUGUGGAGAUGUUAAUUAGUUACAAAGCAGUGCUCUUCCUCUCCUCCUGGGAUCCUGGGAGUAUUUUAUACAGCUCCCCAGGAAUUUAGCAGGAUCUUAACAGUUGCAUCUAAAGAUUAAAGAUCUCAGCCAUUGUGGAACAAGUCUUUUUCUGUCCAUAUACAGAAAAGUCAGAAAGGCCCUCAAAAACAUAAUCCUGGAACAUGGAGUUUCACCUUGAUAUGACCUCACCCCGUUGGAUAUACUAUAUAUAUAUAUUAUAGUUUUCCUAUUUUUCUUGUCUUUAAAAUAUUCUAGGAGAGAUUUCAAGACUAUAAGAAUUGAAAACUGACAUGCAUCAUACCAAAAGCACCUUAGAAUGUUUUCUUUCAUUAAUCACACGCUCCCUCAGACCUAGACAAUCCAUACCAAAUUUUUAGUUCAUUUCUUUUUCAAGACAAGCAUUAAAAAAGGAAUUAAUUGGAGCCUAAGCAAACACCUUUAUUCCUUUUGCGGUAUAUAAAAAGUCAGAAUAUCUGCAGAAGAGAAAUCGGAGAGUCACAAACGUCAAUCUUGACAAGAACUCUAGAAAAUCCUGGUUUACAGAGAGCAUCGUAGAUUUAUAAUGGGUACAGUUUGUCCUUGAAAACAGUGAAUUUCUGAAAGCUGUAGAUAAACGAGACUGGUGGAAAAAUUAAAAUGAGACUAUUAGCCCAUGCAGAUUUAUCUCGGUUCUAAAUGUAUGGUUUCAGUAACUGGCAAAAAUAGAAAAGUGAACAAGUAUAAAAUGAGAAUGCAGACAACCAACCGUUUUAUAAACAAUUUCUGAAGUCCGCAUAUCUAAGAGCCAAAUAUGGCACCACAGCCAGCAGUCCCUUCAUGCUCGUAUAAAAGCUUUUCCAUCUUAUACAUUAUACAAGUAUUAUCUGUCUAAUGUAUUAUCUUAUGCAAGUAUUGAAUCACUUGCUGAAACCAUGUCAUCAUGUGAAAGUCAACGUGUCUAACUUCAAAACUCCCACUGCGGUAUUUUGAAAUUUCACUCAUGUCUCCAUUCUCCUUUGUGCAAUACUUUGUGACUACUCCUUCUGUUGCCUGUCUUUGUAAAAACAAACCUCUGGCCUCUCAAUGUCCUGUGAUUUGUCAAGAGGGUCACAAGGACCACAAAGAAACCAGAAAUGUUUUUUAGUUUUUGUUUUCUUGGGGAAAUAAAAGGCAACUUACUGCCAUAGGGAGAACCAAAGAAGAGGGUUCUGGGGCAGGUCUUCGGUGUUUUCAGUGAUUGAUGCGUUUGUCUGUUCAUUUGUCAGACACAGGAAUUCCUGUCCAGACUAGCACUGUCUUUCCCUUUUAUAGUUCUGUAUCUGCACACAACUUUGUACAAGUAUUUUUAAAAAGCACCAAAGUGUUAAAUGCAGAAUGUACCAUAUUCCUGAGUUACACACAACCCAGAUGGAUGCAACAGUGUCUCUGACAAAAAGGCUUUCAGUUCCCACCUGACUAUGUGUUAGCCUGAGUUUUUUUUAAUUACCAUUGCAACACAAUUAAUGAAAAAGAAGAUUGCUGCAUUGGACUCAAAAGAAUGGAUGUUGCUGAGGAGCAAUGGGGCUUACAUAGCCCCCUCUUUUAUUUAUUAAACUGAUUAAAUAGAAAA